GAGCUUCCCAAGCUCUCGACAACAUCAACCCUAGCAGCUAUCACCCUCGACGUCUUCACACCUCGUGCCCGCUUCUAAACGAGCGCGGUAACAGGUUAUAUUCAUUCUAUACGAUCGGUCUAGCGACACUCAUAGGCAACUGCCAACAUGUCGAAGCACACCAUGUACCAGUUACUUUCCCUCCCCACCUCGAUCGUUCCCUCGCACCACCACGACGACGCCCUCGAAGCUAUCUCCUCCACAAUCGGUGUCGAUGGCUCAGUCUCCUCGUUUCCGAUUCCCGAAUUCAAGAUCGGUACAUUAGAUGCCUUGGUACAGCAAGCGGAGGAGCUGGCCAAGUUGGAAGGUAUCUGCCAAGCUGUCGUGGGGAAAGUCGGAGAAGCGCUCAAGGGCGUUCUCGGAGAUGAUGAGGAGCAGAUUCAGAGGAUGAAAACUGUCAAUGAUAAACCCGUUGAUCAGUACCUACGUACAUUUCAGUGGAACAAAGUCAAGUAUCGAGCGGACAAAUCGAUCGGUGAAUUAAUCGACCUUUUGAAAAAGGAAGCUGCUAGCAUUGAUAACGAUAUUCGAAGCAAAUAUUCUCAGUAUAACCAAGUCAAAAAUACUCUGGCAACAUUACAGCGAAAACAAACCGGAAAUUUGGCAACGAGAUCUCUAGCCUCAAUUGUCGAUCCUCAAAAACUAGUUCGAGACUCGGAGUACUUGGAAACACAUCUGAUUGCAGUUCCAAACGCACAAAUCAAGGAUUUCUUGAAGUCAUAUGAGACAAUAGCUCCAAUGGUGGUGCCACGGUCCGCAAAUCUAGUUGCCGAAGACGACGAAUUCAGCUUGUAUGCGGUUACGACGUUCAAGAAACACAGCCUAGAAUUCACUCAUAAGGCUAGGGAGAACAAGUGGAUACCUCGCGACUUUAAAUACACAGAAGGUGGUAGGGAGGAAGAAGCAAAGGAGGUUGAGCGAGUGGGCGGUGACGAGCGCAAGCUAUGGGGUGAGACGAUUCGACUUGGUCGGACUAGCUGGAGCGAGGCAGUCAUGGUUUGGGUUCACGUGCUGGUCUUGCGAGUCUUUGUUGAGACUGUGCUUCGAUAUGGAUUGCCUCUGGAUUUUGUUUCUUCUAUUGUUCGGGUAAGUUUUUUCAUUAGCUAUUUACUUCGUAUAAAAGGCGCAUUUCUGACGACAUACAGACAACACCGAAAGGUGCUGAAAGGGCAAAGAAGAACCUGGAUAACAAAUACAAUUAUCUCGCUGGAAACGCCUUUGGCCGUGACAAAAAAGGCCGAGUCAAGAAGGACGACCCGAAUGAAAUGCAGGUCGCUGGUGAAGGUGGCGGAGCUGAUUAUACGGCGUAUGUGUAUUAUGAGUUUAAAUUUGAAUAAUUGCUACAUAUCACAGUCUGUAUAUGUCUUUUUUUUGGGAAUUGAGCAAUGCAUUUUGAUAGAGAUUUAGUAGCGUAUAUAUCUACUUUGGUAGCUAUUACUGUACAGAACAGUUUGAGAUC
Talaromyces stipitatus ATCC 10500 is the source of this 1498-nucleotide messenger RNA. RefSeq names its product vacuolar ATP synthase subunit c. The record is from RefSeq and is a predicted model, not a curated record. Gene Ontology annotation, cellular component: vacuolar proton-transporting V-type ATPase, V1 domain. Gene Ontology annotation, molecular function: proton-transporting ATPase activity, rotational mechanism. The transcript is spliced from 4 exons. The coding region runs from base 148 to 1446 and encodes 432 amino acids. Gene Ontology annotation, biological process: proton transmembrane transport. NCBI's taxonomy places the organism in Eukaryota, Fungi, Ascomycota, Eurotiomycetes, Eurotiales, Trichocomaceae.